GUUGUUUAUUUGGAAAGUUGUAAGCAAAACAAACGGUGAAAAACAAUCAUCAUGGCUGAUGUUGCAGUUGGAGUUCAUCCGGUCCAUGCGCUUGGGAAGGCUCCCAAGAAGGCCAAGGCCGCCUCCAAGGGCGAGAAGAAGACGAAGGCACUAGCAACGCAUCCUCCGGUCAACGAGAUGGUAGUGGCUGCUCUGAAGACGCUGAAGGAACGGCACGGAACGUCACUGCAGGCCGUCAAGAAGUACAUCGGGGCCAACUAUCAGUGCGACGUUGCCAAGCUGUCCACGUUCAUCAAGAAGUCUCUGAAGAGUGGCGUUGCGAAUGGUAAGCUGGUGCAGACGAAGGGAACCGGAGCUUCCGGAUCAUUCAAGCUGAAGGUUAACCCCAAGUUGGUGUCGGUUGAGAAGGCCAAGGCCAAGAAGAAGGCCAUUGCUGGUGGAGCGAAGAAGGUGACCAAGAAGCUUGUCAAGAAGCCAGCCGGAGCGAACAAGCCGAAGAAGGCGGGUGCCAAGAAGGCCAAACCCACAGCCGUUAGGGCUGUCAAGCGGGCUGGAGGUGUCCGGAAGGCCCCUGGUGCCACCGCUCUGAAGCAAAAGUCCACCAAGCAUUCGAAGAGCGUUGCCAAGAAGCCAAGGACCCCGAAACCGAAGAAGGCCACCGGCAUCAAGAAGGCAACCGUCACGAAGAAGUAAGAAGUGGAUCUGCUUGAGGAGGAAGCCGGGGAAGGAAGGAGCAGGGAAGGGAUUUGUCGUUGAGAAUCAAUCAGUCCUUUUCAGGACUACCAAACGAGUUGAACGAAAGAGUUGUUUGAAUUUUCUUUCAUUGAUAAUUGGCGAAAUAUUUUACUUUUUAGUAGACAAAUAUUUUUUCCUGGAUUUACAGGUCAUUCGCAUAACAUUUAUUUUAGGAACGAAACGAUGGACGAGCAACGAAAAAAUGCUAUAUCAAACCAUUAUGGUAGAUACCACUGUAAACAAAGUGUGGGUGUAGAAGGUAAAUUUUUGAUUGAAUUUAUGGCUGGUUUUCUUUAUUUAGCGUGACUCCUUGAGGAGUCCCAA
Messenger RNA from Ochlerotatus camptorhynchus, 1059 nucleotides. RefSeq names its product histone H1A, sperm-like. Gene Ontology annotation, biological process: chromosome condensation; negative regulation of DNA recombination; nucleosome assembly. Gene Ontology annotation, molecular function: nucleosomal DNA binding; structural constituent of chromatin; double-stranded DNA binding. NCBI's taxonomy places the organism in Eukaryota, Metazoa, Arthropoda, Insecta, Diptera, Culicidae. The record is from RefSeq and is a predicted model, not a curated record. Bases 52 to 693 code for a protein of 213 amino acids. Gene Ontology annotation, cellular component: nucleus; nucleosome. The transcript has a single exon.